GGUUCUCCUUACAGUGUUUCUCGAAUGAAGUCUUGCAAAGACAGGAGAAUCAUCAAACCACUUUGCUCAUAUAGGAAGGUGCCAGCUUCAGUGUAGAAGUGCUGCAGCAUCAGGAAUGGAGAGCGGCGUGCCUACAAGGCUACUGUUCAAACAUUGCCCAGCAAGCUUUUAGGAGAUUAUGCAUUGGUCAAACACACUGACAUCGCAUCCUGCUCUUAAGGAUGUGUGUGCGCAAGUGCGUGUUGCCAGCUUUUUCCUUUUUCAACAUACAGCACUGAUGCAUCUGACUGUGCUCAUCUCCCUGUUGACUGUGACCAUCAGUCAGAGCAUCAGCUUCUCUUCAAACACGAAACAGACACCCGUGACAACGAUCGCCAUGUUAACAGAAACAAACAAUGAAGGUUGGAGCAGGCACAGCACACAGCAGCAAACGGUCACUCCUUCAGGAACAUCACAAGAGACAGCGCGGCCUCCACAAACAACCAACAGGAUACAGGAGGACCAUGACACCACGGUUAACAGGCAGACUUCCAAGGAGACGACACCUCUUCCAUCGACAAUCUUAAGAGACUCAACUGUCGUCACACCUCACCAAACAUCAACCAGCCGAGUUCACCCUCAAGAUUUUGGUAAGGAGGACCUGAGGACCAAUCCUGGCCUUGUAGCCAUCAUCACCAUCUUCUGCAUCAUCCUUGCGCUUGUGCUCAUCGUGGCCACAGUGAAAUGUAUCCGAUCACCGAGGUCCGACUUUGAGAGGCUUGAAGAUGUGCCUAUGGACAAAAUGAACGAAGGAUCUCCAUUUGCUCGCUACUCUAAAUGACAUCUAGGACUUCAGGAUUGCGGUGUCGUCAACGCCCCUGCUCCACAUACAACACUUCACUGUCAGCGAUUAAUAAUUCAGCCUAUGCUUCUCUUUUUCAAACAGGUGAUCAGUCAUUUACCGGCCCUGUAUUGUCACAAUGUCAUUGCAAGAAUAGAGCAAUUCACGCUUGUAGUCUGAAGAAUGUACUGUGGAAUGGACUGCUAUUAUCACAAAGCUUUGUGAUGGCUGGUUGAAUGAAUGGUGAAAUAAUGUCUUUCUGUUAAUACAAGAGGGAUCUGUCAAAGAA
This is a messenger RNA of Hippocampus comes (tiger tail seahorse), 1109 nucleotides long. RefSeq names its product colon, intestine and stomach enriched 1 (gene cist1). Bases 179 to 820 code for a protein of 213 amino acids. NCBI's taxonomy places the organism in Eukaryota, Metazoa, Chordata, Actinopteri, Syngnathiformes, Syngnathidae. The transcript is spliced from 4 exons. The record is from RefSeq and is a predicted model, not a curated record.